This is a messenger RNA of Ochotona curzoniae (black-lipped pika), 4973 nucleotides long. It is a transcript of the gene YPEL2, whose product is annotated as yippee like 2. Lineage: Eukaryota; Metazoa; Chordata; Mammalia; Lagomorpha; Ochotonidae. The coding region runs from base 382 to 741 and encodes 119 amino acids. The transcript has 5 exons. The record is from RefSeq and is a predicted model, not a curated record.
GUCCGUCACGGGGCAGCCCCCGGCCCGGACUCGGAGGGAUGCGGAGUGGCGGCCGCGGCAGUGGCGGAGACUGUAGCUUUAAGGGCGCGCCGGUAGCCCGCGCUGCAGCCGGGCCGAGCUUCGUAGCCGCGCACUCCAGUGGAGCCGAGCCUGGCGCGGGCCGGACGGGACAGCCUGCUGCCGGGGUGCUGAGUCCCAGUCCUGGACCUCUGCUGGGGGGUCCUUCCUCUGAAGACGUCGCCAGUGUGUGGAGCCUGCCCCACACCCACUCCCUGCCAAACCACGGCCUUUACCUGUGUCUUCCGGUGUUUCCCGUGCGACCCAUCCUGUGGGAGUGCCUCGUGGGCUACCCCGGAGUUCACCCCACGCUCAGCAGCGCCGAUGGUGAAGAUGACAAGAUCCAAGACUUUCCAGGCAUAUCUGCCCUCCUGCCACCGGACCUACAGCUGCAUUCACUGCCGAGCCCACUUGGCCAAUCACGAUGAACUGAUUUCCAAGUCGUUCCAGGGAAGUCAAGGACGAGCGUACCUUUUUAAUUCAGUAGUCAAUGUGGGCUGCGGGCCUGCGGAAGAGCGAGUGCUGCUCACGGGACUGCACGCAGUUGCAGACAUUUAUUGUGAAAACUGCAAAACCACCCUGGGCUGGAAAUAUGAACACGCUUUUGAAAGCAGCCAGAAAUAUAAAGAAGGCAAAUACAUCAUUGAACUAGCGCACAUGAUCAAGGACAAUGGCUGGGACUGAUCAGCAGCCACCCACCCCAGUGUCCGCGUGAACGCCAUCCAACCGAACAUUCUACCCGAGCGCGAGAGAGUGACUGAACACUUGGUUCCAUCCACUGAGGGGCCUUGGCAGCUGGGGCACCCUCUCACCCGGACGCCAUCUUGUUGGUGACUGGCCUCUAAAUCGCUGUCUCUGUCUCUUUGCUUUGUAUCUGUUUGUGAGUUGAUUCUGGCUUCUCUCUGUUCUAGUGUUGACUGAAAACAAAAACAUCUACAGGAACAGAUCCCAGCCCACCCUGAUCAGGGCCCCAGGGCCCCCUGAGCAAGAGCAGCCUGGUGGCUUCUGUCUGGGAGGAAGUGGAGGGGAGGCUGGAGGCCCCCAGGGGUGGGCGGAGGGCGGAAGGUGGAAUAAAAUCUCACAGUAAUGUGAGCUCGAAAUGAUAGACUUGUCUAAAAGGACAAAGAGGAGGGAAAAAAAAAAACAUACCUCACAUGACUGCAUUCUCUCUGACACCAGGUGUGUCAGGUUGGCAGCAGAGCACAAGCCCUCAUGAUUCAGGCAGGCAGGGCAAGAGCUGAGCCAGGACGGCCCUGGCAGCGACAGGCAGGCAAGCAGCCGCCCCCCCCCCCACCUUCCCAGACACAGCUCCGAGGUCUCGCUCAGCUCCUGAGUCACCCUCCUCGCUGCCCCAGCCACUGUAGGAAGGCCAUUUACAGCGGGCACGGGAUCCAGCUCUCCCAAAGGCUUUGGCCAGCAGCCAAGUCAAAUGAGUAAUCGAGGAGAGCAGGGAACAAAGAGAAUCUGCAGUUGGGGAGCUCUUGGAGAAAUGGCUCAGUAUCUGAGCCAGGGAAAUAAAAAUAGAAGCAGUUGUUAGCAAUCCUAUCAGUCUGACCUUGUUUCUGACCCUUAAUAAGCCUAAUGUGGCAAGGCGAGGGGGUUGGGUAGGGACCAUGCAAGGAACAACUGAGCUCGGAGUUGCAGUACAGACGAGGUUAGAGGGUGCCUCUCGCCUCUUUGCAUACGCAGUGACAUCAGUGGGAGCAGUGAUUCUUUGUUCCUAAAGUUUCUGGUGUUUUUCUCUGGUUGUAUCACUGUGGUCUGUGGAAAGUGAGGCCUCCAGGCUUAGUGUUAACCUGGCCGGUGGAUUCCUCGUGUGCCCUCCGUUCUUGGAUCUGAAGAGCUCCUAUCAGGUGAUCCAGUCAUGGGGAGGGUUUCAGAUCCCAGUAUGCACCACCCUGCCCUGUAACUCUUGGUUACGUUAGGCAAGUGGAGAACAGAUGCCUGUAAGACAGCUGAGAGGAAUGCAGGGGUUGGUCCCAUUUGAUUCACACCGUUCAGCCAGUGCAGGGCUUGUGGCUGAAACUCAUUUAGCUGAGUUUGUUAGCUGACUCGGUGUCAAGACCUCCAUGUUGGGUGAUUCUCAGCGUCUGGUUCUUGGCACAGGCUGAUCCCGUAAAGGAGCGUCCCUCAUAAGUCUCGUAGCAAAAAUGAGGUCGUGGAGGGAAGAAUCUGAUGCCAACCCGGUACAUUUUCAGGACUUGCAUCUACAGCAGAACCCGAUUUCCAGAGGGAGCGAGUCUACAGUGGAGAUGCAUUUUCUGGGUCUCCACGUGCUGACUAGAAGAUAGGAACUGCAUGCUCGGUGCAGACAGGAAGCAGGGCAGUACCCUGGUUAACAGUGUUCCACCUCUGUGUGGCCAAGAAUCCUUAAGGAUAGAACUCCAUUCUUCAAGGUCCCUUUUCAGAACUUUCCAGUGCUUUUAGUAGCCCUGGGGGAUACAUUGUGCUCCCCACUUUUCUGCCAGGUAGAUGGAGGCUUCGAAGUGUCAGUUUUGCUCCCAGCAAAAACAAUUCCUUUGUCUCUUAGGCCCAAAUUCCUGAUUUAACAAAUAUGAAUUUUUUGUUUCACUUUGACAUUCCUGAGCUGGCGUACCAGCCAGACAUCAUGGCUGUCCCCCCUUCCUGUCCCUCUGGGAGGAAGAGGUCAUCAUGUACACCUUUUGUAUAAAGCCUUCCUCAGGGAAAGUCCUGGCUCAAAAUGGAAUGUGGGGAUGUGGGGCAUGUGGGUGUGAAGUACCCCAGAGUUUCCAAGGGGCAGAUGUGGGGCAUCUCCCUGGAGAUGGGGCCUUGGACUGGUGUACGGAUCAGAGCAGGCUCCUAUCCAGACCCAGGUUCUAGUUUCUUCCAGUUACUGUCCUUGGGGCACCCAAUGGGUGUCCUCUGCGAUGUGAAAGGUAUGAGUGUUGGUUUCUCUGUAAGUAAAGGAACAAAACCAAACCAAACCAAGCGCAUUAGGCUUCCCUUGUAUCAGUGAAACCCAAAGUGCUUCUUAGACCUGUAACUGCGUUCAUGGCAUGUCUGACGUGAUCAGUAUUGCAGAGGCCACAGCUCGUGUCAUGGCGACUCAUCCACUCCUGGCCUCGGUCAGAUCCUUCUUUCGUUUCCUCACUAAAUUAUAAAACUCUGAGCAUAACCAAAGACCUCAUCCAUUCCCCUCAUGCAGGUUCAGGGAGUUGGGAGUUGGCUAACAAAGUACUUGGGCAGGAGUGUAGGGAGUAGAGAAGGGGGGUCAGGUAGAUGUGAGAAAGGGAAAGGCCUUGAAACUAUACCUCAGCCAGCAGCUGCCUUCAUUUCAAACUGAAGUCCAGCCGGCAGACCCCGUAGUGUCAUCUCCCCCCUGCUGUGCCACCCCAGGUCACACAGCCUCGGCCAUCCCAGAGUCCACCCCCAGGAGGACAGUCUCGGGCUGCUGAUGGAUGGAGUUGACCUGAAUCAAUACAGCCAAAGCUGAUGCCCACGGUCACCAGCUGGCCCUGAGGGAGUCAUGCACUAGCUCAAGUGACAGUAAGACCAUGUAGCUAGAGUCCAUCUUUGCUGGUGGAUCAGUGUAUGGGAAAGAGGUGUCCCCAUUAGAAGCAGAUCUUCAAGUGGAGAUAUAUACAUACAUAUAUAUAUAUAUAAAAGUUGCUUGUGAAAUAUACUUUUGUAAAUAAUAUUUAAUUUUUUAAAUAAUAUAUUUGGUGCUGUUUUCUCAGAUCCCCUGAGAGCACUUUUUAUUUUCAUUUUUAAAUUCUAUGGUCUUCUCCCCACCCCCGUGCAUUUCUCAAAGUAUGUUUUAAGGGAAACAGUGAUCACCAAUAGACUUUAAAAGCAAAACAACUCUCAUUGUGUCCUUGUGGACUGAGGCUUUAAAACAGUGCCCUCUGCAUGUGCCCCACCCCCCCGACAGACUCUACAGUACCUAACCAGAUGAGACUCGAAAUGUUUUCUUGCACCAAUAUCAGUUAGGAAAGAAAUAGAAUCAAUUAAAUUGCGUAGGAAUAAUGUAGAGUGGUUCCUUUGCUUGGAAGAAUUUCCAACAAAUUGGAAUCUUGAUUUUUUUUUUUUUUAAGUGUGUGUGUGUGUGUGCGUGCGCAAAAGCACUUUGGAUUGUGCCUCCUGUUUUUGUUAUCGGGGACACUAUAACUACAGUUUACAGCUCAGAAAGGUUUUCUAGAUUUUCUCCCCAUCAUCUUUAUUUCUAAGCAGACCAACAGCAUGAGCCUGGAGGGUCUGUUUUCUCUGAGCAUGGGAAAACAUGCUGGGCUGCUCCUUUCUUCGUGUGCUCAGCUUGAACAGAGAGAGGAGAAACUCUGGUUGUGGAGGUGGAGCAGCGUUCUGUCCAGGUCGGGCUUGCACCUGUGAUGGGCAUGUCUAAAAGAACAUCGAUAAAAUUAUAUCCAUACCUUAGAGGUAAACCGUUUCCUUUGGGUGGUGGUGUGGGCAGGUUGUGUGUUGAGUUCAGGUUGCCCUGGGUGCAGGCAGUGGGAGGCUGGGAAAUCACACGUGGAGCACAGCCGACUUACAUGUCCUACAGAAACCUGCCUCCAAUGAGAAGACAGGCUAAUCAACUUGUAGGAACUCUGGCAGUCAAAGCUGGAGCCACGAAGAAUCAAGUGACUCCCUCGUCACCCCAGGGCCUCGUGUCCAUGUGUCGUCUUCGUUCGCCGCCAGCAGAGACUGUCCUUGACUACAGAAUCUGUGUUGAUGCUUGUGUUUACAAACUGUGUUCUUUGGGUUUUUCUUGUUUUUGUUUGUUUUCUUCAGUGACAUUUUCCAGGUCACUUUACUCCAAUAACAACGGUGAUUGUUUUCAGUAAUCUGUCCUUGUCCUGUAUUUGUACAUAGAGAUUCAGUAUUAAAGUGCAUUGUUUCUGUCUUAUUUCCAAUCUGUGUUGGUGCUCAUUUGAGAAAAUAAAGUUUUCAAAUAUGAA